Momordica charantia (bitter melon) is the source of this 330-nucleotide messenger RNA. The record is from RefSeq and is a predicted model, not a curated record. Lineage: Eukaryota; Viridiplantae; Streptophyta; Magnoliopsida; Cucurbitales; Cucurbitaceae.
AAUCGGUGCGGCGCCGGAGUUUUGCCGUAUGAGCUGCUGGCACCGAGCUCGGAACCGGGAGUUACUUGCAGAGGAGUUCCGAAUAGUGUGUCGAUUUGAGGGAAUUUGGCGCUAUUGCUGAGUUUUAGAGGUCACUGUUUCUGAAGAAACUUGACUGGACGGUAUUUAUAUGUAUUGAGUUCAAAUAUUUAGGGCGGGAAAAAAAAGAAUAUUAACUUUUGGUGUAAUAGACAGUGCUAAAUUUAGGGAUAAAUAUAUGUGUGUAAUUGUACAUGCUGUAAAGCUUGCAACUCUGAUUAAUUAAAUGAAAAUAAGCAAUACAAUUAAUUA